This is a messenger RNA of Lodderomyces theae, 654 nucleotides long. RefSeq lists its product as uncharacterized. NCBI's taxonomy places the organism in Eukaryota, Fungi, Ascomycota, Pichiomycetes, Serinales, Debaryomycetaceae. The record is from RefSeq and is a predicted model, not a curated record. The transcript is spliced from 2 exons. Bases 1 to 654 code for a protein of 217 amino acids.
AUGGGAUUGCGAAGUGAAUCUAGAACUUGCAUUUGUGGAGGCAGUAUCGUGCGUUUACAAAAUUAUAAAAGACACGGUUUUUGGCUGCAAAAUGAGCUUUUUUCAAAAUCAUCAACGGCUAUUGAGAAUAUGCAAAUUAUUGAAAUUGUAUCCUUUGUAUCGCUAAUUGCAUACGCCCUGUGUGCCGUUACACAGUUGAAUUUAUACACAAGAGUCAGAGGUGGCUCUCCUCUCACGGAGAAGUUUGACAACAAGCCUAUUUUCUUUCAAACAGGUCCGCUGGGCCAUUACUACCUCGAAGUGGCCACUGAUGACUCGGGUCUUUCUAAGCGUGAGGUUUUCAGCGUGUACACAUACGAUGAUGAAGAGCAGGCUAUAUAUAAGCAAAUAACUGACAAUUUAAGAGCAAAUUUGACAGUCGAGGAUGAGAUUAUGCAAAUGACGUUUCUCAAGCCGUUGGUGGCUCGCUUGGUUGAGUUGAAGAGUGGGUUGUUGGAGAAGUUGUUGUCUUUUAAGGAAAUUGCGGGUUUGUUCAUUACACAAAAUGUACCUUUACCUGGGGGGCAAGAAUCGUAUAUCGUUACUACCUCCGGGUACAAGAAAAUUGGAGAUCAAAAGAUUCCAAUUGAUAUAGUUGCAAGAGAAGUGAAAUGA